This is a messenger RNA of Trifolium pratense (red clover), 1672 nucleotides long. RefSeq names its product 4-hydroxy-3-methylbut-2-enyl diphosphate reductase, chloroplastic. The record is from RefSeq and is a predicted model, not a curated record. Lineage: Eukaryota; Viridiplantae; Streptophyta; Magnoliopsida; Fabales; Fabaceae. Gene Ontology annotation, molecular function: metal ion binding; 4-hydroxy-3-methylbut-2-enyl diphosphate reductase activity. The transcript has 9 exons. Gene Ontology annotation, biological process: dimethylallyl diphosphate biosynthetic process; isopentenyl diphosphate biosynthetic process, methylerythritol phosphate pathway. Bases 105 to 1532 code for a protein of 475 amino acids.
UGAAGUUGGUAUAAAAAACAGAACACAAGUUUGCGGACACAAGAAAUCAAUCAUCAUCAUCAGCUAAGUCCUCCAUUUGUCUUCUCUUGACUGAGUAUCUCCCAAUGGCUUUCACUUCGCAUCUUUGCCGUAUCCCCGUCACUCGCAUCGACGCUCCUUCACCGGAAAAAAUCCGCUACCGGAAACUCUUCUCUGUCCGUUGUUCCUCUGACUCCAAUUUCGAUCCAAAGGUUUUCAGGAAAAACCUCACAAGAAGUGAGAAUUAUAACCGUAAAGGCUUUGGUCACAAAGAAGAAACUCUCAAACUCAUGAAUCGCGAGUACACAAGUGAUAUUAUUAAGACUUUGAAGGACAAUGGGUAUGAGUAUACAUGGGGUAAUGUUACUGUGAUGCUAGCUGAAGCCUUUGGCUUUUGUUGGGGGGUUGAGAGGGCUGUUCAAAUUGCUUAUGAGGCCAGAAAACAGUUUCCUGAUGACAAAAUUUGGAUUACCAAUGAAAUCAUCCACAACCCAACUGUUAAUAAGCGGCUAGAAGAGAUGGAAGUGCAGAACAUUCCUAUUGGAGAAGGAAAGAAACAAUUUGAGGUUGUUAACAAGGGCGAUGUAGUCAUAUUGCCUGCUUUUGGAGCUGCAGUGGAUGAGAUGUUGACUUUGAGUGAGAAAAAUGUUCAAAUCGUUGAUACAACUUGUCCAUGGGUUUCAAAGGUAUGGAAUGUUGUCGAAAAGCACAAAAAAGGAGAUUAUACCUCGAUAAUUCAUGGUAAAUAUGCACACGAGGAAACUGUAGCAACUGCAUCUUUUGCUGGAAAGUACAUAAUUGUGAAAAAUAUGGCAGAGGCUGAAUAUGUGUGCGACUAUAUUCUUGGAGGUGAAUUUAAUGGAUCCAGCUCAACCAGAGAGGCAUUUUUCGAGGUACGACUUUUGUCCUGUCUUGUAAACAAUCUUGCUUCCAAAACCCUUCAAUGUCGUGAUUAUUUUAUUUUUCUUGUACAGAAAUUUAAAUUUGCCCUUUCCAAGGGCUUUGAUCCAGACAGUGACCUGAUAAAACUUGGCAUUGCAAAUCAGACAACAAUGCUCAAGGGAGAGACUGAAGAGAUUGGGAAACUAGUGGAGAGGACAAUGAUGCGCAAAUAUGGUGUGGAAAACGCUACUGAGCACUUUAUAAGCUUCAACACAAUUUGUGAUGCUACUCAGGAGCGACAAGAUGCUAUUUACAAGCUGGUGGAGAAAGAUAUGGAUCUUAUGUUAGUUGUUGGUGGCUGGAACUCGAGUAAUACAUCGCAUCUUCAAGAGAUAGCUGAGGAACGCGGAAUUCCUUCUUACUGGAUUGAUAGUGAGCAAAGAAUUGGUCCAGGAAACAGAAUAGCACACAAAUUGAAUCAUGGCGAACUCGUGGAGAAAGAAAACUUUCUACCAAAGGGUCCAUUAAGGAUUGGUGUAACAUCUGGUGCAUCUACACCAGACAAGGUCGUGGAAGACGCACUUAUCAAGGUGUUUGACUUGAAAAGGGAAGAAGCAUUACAACUCGUGUAAAGUAGGUUUGUAUACAUACAUUAUUGAAUGUGUAAAUGACAUGUGAGACUUGAAUUAAAGGCUAUGUUACAGUUACUUGUAGAAUUUAUCAACGUGAAACCUCAAUGUUAAAUUAAAUAAAUUCUUCCAUUUGUAUCAUA